Chaetomium strumarium is the source of this 1892-nucleotide messenger RNA. RefSeq names its product major facilitator superfamily domain-containing protein. Gene Ontology annotation, cellular component: plasma membrane. Gene Ontology annotation, biological process: transmembrane transport. The transcript is spliced from 3 exons. Lineage: Eukaryota; Fungi; Ascomycota; Sordariomycetes; Sordariales; Chaetomiaceae. Gene Ontology annotation, molecular function: transmembrane transporter activity. The record is from RefSeq and is a predicted model, not a curated record. The coding region runs from base 263 to 1840 and encodes 525 amino acids.
GGACUAAUUACACACGGUACAGUAACUUGGGUCAAGAAAAGAAACCACGCGCAGCUGAGGUGGUACAUGUAAGGUACUUGAGCUAAAUGCUCACGCAUGGCCACCUGGUUCCUAUUAGGUACCUCACUUAUGUCUCGGCGGAAAUUACCCAUGCCACCCACCGUCCUUAGGGUUCCGGGAGCCUGUGGCCUCUUGACCGUGUCCCACUACAACAUGCUACCGUGAUGAACUCAGAUCCGGUCGAACUAUACUGCGUUUGCCGAUGAGUUCAGGGGCAGAGUCAGGACAGAUGGCUGCCACACAAUCAAACGCACUCCCGGAGGGGAUCGAGAAAUGUGGUGACCGAUAUCUUUCUUCCUCGCCAGGCCCGAAAGUGACAACUGCCCCAGCAACUCCUGAGCCGGCCGUCGAACCCAUCACCAUCGCGGUAGGGUGGGAAGAGCCCGAGGACCAAGAUCCGGAGAACCCAGUGAAUUGGUCGUCGGUGGUGAAAUGGACCAACAUCCUGACUAUCUCGGUCAUUAGUUUCCUAGUGCCACUUGUAUCUUCAAUGCUCGCACCCGCCGUCCAGCAGGUGAUGCAGGACUUCCAGACCACGUCGGCCUCGUUCGCCACCUUUUCCGUGUCCAUCUUUGUGCUGGGCUUUGCGUGCGGCCCGUUGGUGCUCGCGCCCCUGAGCGAGCUUUAUGGCCGGGUGGUCGUCUACCACACGACCAACGUGCUGUUCCUGGCCUUCACCCUCCUGUGUGGUGCCUCCCGGAACGAAGCCAUGCUGCUGGUCUUCCGCUUCCUGUCGGGCUUUGCUGGCGUGGCCACUAUCACGAUCGGCUCCGGAACCAUCGCCGACUUGAUGCCGCGCGAGAAGAGAGGCAAGGCCGUGUCUAUCUGGUCUGUCGGUACCAUCCUCGGUCCGAUGGUCGGCCCCAUCAUCGGCGGUUAUGUGACGGAGGUGGCUGGGUGGAGGUGGAUAUUCUGGGUCGUUUCCAUUGCUAUCGGACUCAUUACCAUCUUUGCCUUCAUUGUCCUGAGGGAAACAUAUCCUGCGGUCUUGCUGGAAAGGAAGGCUGCCCGACUCAACGAGGAGAACAAUAAUUACCCUAGCAUUCGCUACCGAUCCAAGCUCGCUUCUGCUGACACCACUCCACGAGAGCUGUUCAAAUACAGCAUCAUGCGGCCUGCCACAAUGCUCACCUGCUGUCCCGUCGUGACGGUCAUGUGCACCUAUGUCGCCGUCCUCUACGGCAUCCUCUACCUACUUUUCGCAACGUACUCCUUCGUCUUCAAGGACGUCUACGCAUUCUCGACCUCUGCCGCCGGUCUGGUCUUCCUUCCCGGCGGCGUCGGCACUCUGCUUGGGCUGCUCUACACGGCGCAAUGGAGCGACAGGACCGUCAGGAGACGGACGGCGGCCGGCAAGACAGCCACACCCGAGGACCGUCUUGCGCUGGUCAUCACGCUGCCCGGGGCCCUGGCGUUCCCGCUGGGUUUAUUUCUGUAUGGGUGGAGCGUGGAAGGGCAUCUCCACUGGAUCGUGCCCCAGAUCGGAACGGCCGUGACCGGGUUCGGGUCGAUUCUGAUCUUCGUUGGCAUCCAGACGUACCUGAUUGAUGCGUUUGAGGAGUAUGCAGCCAGCGUGGUCGGUGCCAACGCAGUGUUGCGAGGCACCGCCGGGGCACUCAUUCCUCUCUGCGGCCUGGACUUAUACUAUAGCUUCGGCUGGGGCUGGGGGAACAGCUUACUGGCGUUUAUUGCCCUUGUGUUUGCCCCCGUGCCCUGGGUUGUAGGCAGGUAUGGGACGAAGCUGCGUCGUUUGAGGGUCUUUCAAGUCAGAUUUCUAUAGUACUGUACAGGCCUGAUGAUGAUCGCAGAUGCACUGGGGACACAGAAAUUUC